ACAUUACACACACACACACACACAUACGUUACACACCUGUCUAAGGAGAUAUAACGACUUGUCAAUAAUUACUUUGUCAACGGAGCGUCGCGGGUGAAAAAUUUGAAGCUCGAUCGCAGCAGCUGCCCGCCGCUGCUGUGGCUUAUAGAGCAUCGGCUAUAAGUGCAUUAUAGUGCCGACGACUGCAGGUAUACAUAUAUCGUCAGCUGUGUGUUUGUAAACGCUAUCUUAGCAACAUUUAGACGUGGCGUUGCAUAUAUUAUGCCGAUGAACAAUCAAUGAACCAGCGGGAAAUUUUCACUUUACGAAUGUGAUGCUGACGUAUGACAAUAUACACUUCAAUUAUCACUGGACGAGAAAAGAACGCUUCAAAUGGGGCCUAAUAUUACUUAGCGGCACGAGUCUGGUGUACGCGUCGAGAACAUCUGUUCCGCUGCUGGUGCCCGUGAUUGGCAAGGAGCGAGGAUGGAGCAAGACCGACUCGGGCAUGAUACUGUCGAGCUUCUUCUGGGGCUACACGCUGACCCAGGUGCUGGGCGGCUACCUGAGCGACCGUCUGGGCGGCCAGAGAAUACUGACGGUGGCCGCCAUCGGAUGGGGUCUGUCGACCCUGUUCUUGCCGGAGAUCAUCGACAAUUUUUCGGAUUACUACUCCAUACAGUUCAUAGUCCUGGCUAGAAUGAUUAAUGGAGCGUUUCAAGGAGUUCACUUUCCUAGUAUGAUAAGUUUGACGAGUCAACGAUUGAUAGAGUCCGAAAGGGCUUCUUUCUUUAGCCUAGUUACCUCUGGUUCCGCUGUAGGGACCGUAUUGACUGGAACAUUAGGAUCUUAUGUUUUAGAAAAUUAUACGUGGCAUACUGUCCUCAGAGUUUUUGGACUUGUAAGUGUUGCCUGGACCAUUUUGGUAUUCUAUUAUUCAACAUUAUUGAAUGGAAGAUCAUCCACAGUAAAACAUACUUCAAGCAACAGACUGCCUAUUAGAGAAUUAAUUACUAAACCACCUUUCUGGGCAUGUUUGAUUGGACAUGCUUGCCAAAAUAAUUGUUUUUUUGUUCUACUAUCUUGGAUGCCUACAUACUUUCACGAUACUUUUCCAGAAGUUAAAAGCUGGAUAGUCAAUAUGGUACCAUGGCUGGCGUCAUUGCCAUCCAUCUUCAUCGGUCGAGUUAUAUCCGACAAACUCAUCAAGACUGGAUAUUCCGUCACGGCGACGCGUAAAAUUAUUCAAACAACUUGUUUCACUCUUCAAGCCGUUAAUUUACUGUUUUUAGCUGUGACAGACGCCCCUGAAAAAGCCAUUUUGUAUUUAACUUUAAUAAUAGCCGGUUCCGGCUUUCAUAAUAGUGCAAUUAUCGUGAACCCUUCGGAUUUAGCGCCUAAACAUUCUGGAAGUGUUUUUGGAAUCAUGAAUACGAUUGGAGCUAUUCCUGGAUUUCUGGGAGUGUACUUAGCUGGCCUCAUUUUACAGCAUACACACAGCUGGUCUGUGGUCUUUAUUUACAUUUUCAUUGUAGAAAUUAUCGGAGCUACCGUUUAUCUUGUUUAUGGAUCAGGCAAAGCAAUUUUGUGAGCAAUAUUGAUUUGUAAAAAAAA
Molecule: messenger RNA, 1593 nt
Organism: Trichogramma pretiosum
Lineage: Eukaryota; Metazoa; Arthropoda; Insecta; Hymenoptera; Trichogrammatidae
Gene: MFS18
Product: solute carrier family 17 member 9
Exons: 8
Coding region: 314-1570 (418 amino acids)
Biological process (GO): transmembrane transport
Molecular function (GO): transmembrane transporter activity
Source: RefSeq, a predicted model, not a curated record